AGGCCAUUCAAAAAAUAUGCUGAUAUGGUUCAUCUCACAUGCACUAUUUGUUCAUUAUUGUAUAUUUUGCUUUGUUUGGAUUUAAAUCACAUAAUCCAGAUCGUUAAAGCUUCGCAGAUGCUGGCGGUCGGACAAACUUUUCCAUUAUCAGCCAAUUUUGCUCAUCAUCGUCACUGUUGUGCUGCCGGCAUCAGUAGCAUUCUUGUCGUCAUGCAAAACGUGACUCUGUUCUGAUGCGGUAGUUUCGCAAGCGUUGUCUAGCAGAAUAAUUUAGCUUAUUAGUAGUUCAAUCGCAUGAUGGAUCGGGUGGUUCAGAUUUUUAUUUGCGUGUGCAUAAUCGUAAUCCCUGUAUGCUGUGGGACCAAUGUAUUGUGUCUGAUGGGUGUUCCAAGUCAUAGCCAUCACAUUUGGAAUCGAGUGCUGAUGGAAGCGUUGGCCUCCAAUGGAUAUAAUCUAACAAUAGUAUCUCCGGAUAUUGAAACAACAGGGAAACCGAACUUGACUUACAUCCAUUUAGAAGAAGUUUAUCACACGAUUCAUGAUGGAGAUGAGGCAAUUGAUUUCUACGAGAUGGCUCAGGAAAAUAUAGUAAAGUGCAUGGCUACGUUCUACGACUAUGGGUUUGGUUUAUGCAGAGGUGUGCUGAAAUCGAAAGGAUUGGACGUGAUUUUGAGUUAUCCGGACAAUUUCAAGUUUGAUUUAGUGCUCUACGAUUUUAGCUGUGGACCUUGUUUGAUGGGGCUUUAUCAUAAAUUCGGACAACCUCCACUGAUUGGAGUAACUGCGUUCAACAUCCCUCCUUAUACCGUUGAUUUGAUUGGAAGCCAUAAAUAUCCUGCAUAUAUACCUUAUUACACACUGCCAUACGACGUGGACAUGGAUUUCCUACAAAGAUUGAAAAACGUAUUUAUCUACACCACGGACUAUUUGUACCGUAACUAUCGUUUCAUCCCGAAAACUGACGAACUUCUUAGGAGUCAUCCGGCAUUUAGAAGUAUACCCUAUCUUGGAGAUCUUGAUAAAAAUAUGAUGCUGAUGCUUGUGAACUCUCAUCAUUCGGUUGAUUUCCCUGAACCCAUCCCUCAAAAUAUGAUUCCAGUUGGAGGUCUACAAAUCACGCCACCAAAACCACUGCCGAAAGACAUUGAGGAAUUUAUUCGGCGUGGCAAAAAAGGAGCAGUACUUUUCUCGCUAGGAACCAACAUUCUUAGUUCGGAUCUAGGUGAGGAGCGGAUUGUUAUGUUUCUUGAUGCGAUCAGACAAUUCCCUGAAUACAAUUUUCUGUGGAAGUUUGAAGCCGAUCCGAAUAAGUUUGACAUCCCCGGUAAUUUAAUGAUGCGGAAGUUUUUACCUCAAAAUGACAUCCUGGCACACCCGAGUACGAAAUUAUUCAUUACCCAUGCUGGCUUGCUGAGCACACACGAAGCAACCUGGCAUGGUGUUCCGAUGGUUGGAAUUCCUUUCAUAGCUGAUCAGUACCGGAAUUUGGAAAAAUCUUUACGUGCUGGUGUAGCAGAGCGACUAAUAGUUUGGACUGUGACAAAAGAAAUAAUUGUUCAAACCAUCCGGACGGUAUUGGAAGAUCCUUCGUAUCGGACACGAAUGUUGGAAAAAUCUGCACUAUUCCGUGAUCAACCAGACAAACCACUGGAUCGUGCUCUCUGGUGGAUCGAUUGGACCUUAAGACACCCGAAUGUGAAAUCCAUCCAAUCGCCAACUCUUCGCCUAGGUUGGUUUAGAAGCGAAUUGUACGAUGUUAAACUUUUUAUAGUGGCUGUUUGCUUCGGUGUCAUCAUUCUUCUGAGGCUUAGUUUUCGAAAAUGUAUACCUGGUAGUAUGUCUAUAGAUAAGAGUAAAAAGCAGAACUAAACCAAUUGUA
This is a messenger RNA of Topomyia yanbarensis, 1879 nucleotides long. RefSeq names its product UDP-glucosyltransferase 2-like. The transcript is spliced from 3 exons. Gene Ontology annotation, molecular function: UDP-glycosyltransferase activity. Lineage: Eukaryota; Metazoa; Arthropoda; Insecta; Diptera; Culicidae. Bases 295 to 1869 code for a protein of 524 amino acids. The record is from RefSeq and is a predicted model, not a curated record.